CAUAGGUAAAGUUGUGAUCGAAAUUUCAAGUGCCCAAUCACAAUGAAGAUUGUGAUGCACUGGAACAAGAGUGCACAGCUAACCCCAAUUAAAGGUGGAGUCGGAAAUGCCACUAUCAGUCAGUGUUUGAACUGAGUCACCAUAACUACAGCCUACACGAACACGAGGUCGUUCUUAGACAGGGGUUCUCUCAUUUGCUGUGAGAUUCAAACAAGAUUCACAUCUUUGGCAGACAACCAAGCGCUCGCCCGCUCAAACGGAGGAACUGAACACCUUUGCUCAUUUCCAUGCAAAUGAAGUGCGCCUUCCAACAAGGCCGUGAUACAUACAGGGCAGUCGUACAGAUACCAAAUAGUACCAGUCUCUCGUCCCUCAGCUCGAUUGUAGGAAAAUGACUGACUAAUGAAGACACAUUAUACUGGAAGCUGGCGAAGACGAAACAGAUUUAAGCAAAUCUUUUGCAAUUAUAACUAAAGAUCACUGGCUUUACAUUAAUCGAUUUGAUUCCACAGUGACAAUGGCUGACAGCAAUCACCAGGCUGAAGUAUACGCUAAUCCCGUUGCUUUGUCUCUCGACUCCACCGAGGGGUCCCCUGCUGAUGCAAAACAAUCAGAUGAUAAUGGACCAAACGACUCGGAAAUGACCAAUCGCAAUUCACAAUCUGUCUCGCGCGCUGAAACUGCGCGUGGUAAUGAGGCUCCACCUCCUUACAACAGAUGUCAACGCUCAUUGGCCACAUAUGAGAAUCCGGCGUUUGACAGCGAUGACGUCACAUCCAGCGAAAUCCCGUCCAAGAAAUUAACAAAACUUGACCCUGAUAAAUCUGGUGAAUAUACGGGAAAAUCCCUUCAUGAUGUGACGAACAGCAAUGCAAUUACUGAAACCACAAGCAGGCAAGAUAAUGACAGUGCAGGAGUUGUGAGUGGAAUAACCGAUAACACAAUGGGUAACCUAGCGGGAAAAAGUAAGGGUUCGGACGGUGUGGUUUUGUCUGACGGAAAUAUGGUAACUCAACCAGCAGCAGAUAUGACUCCCGACGAGAAAACCAUGCUGAACGAUAACCACACGAAAACGGUGGAAAUCCCAAUGGAAAAGGGCCAAUUGGAUGAUUUGGAUGGCAGAGAGACGUGGGGCAAAAAGUUUGAGUUCUUGUUGGCAGUGGUCGGGUUUGCUGUGGACUUAGGAAACGUAUGGAGGUUUCCGUACAUAUGUUACAGAAAUGGAGGAGGUGCUUUUCUUAUUCCAUACUUGGUUAUGUUAAUAUUUGGAGGCCUGCCGUUAUUUUAUAUGGAGCUUGCGCUGGGCCAGUUUCAGCGAUGUGGAUGUAUCAGUGUGUGGAAAAGAAUCUGUCCAAUGUUCAAAGGCAUUGGAUUCGGAAUAUGUUUUAUUGCAACCUAUGUGGCCUUCUACUAUAAUACAAUUAUUGCAUGGGCAGUAUAUUAUAUGUUUGCAUCAAUGCGGUCAGAAGUACCGUGGACCAACUGUAAUAAUUCGUGGAAUACAGAUGACUGCGUCGGGUUUUUCAAUCGAACGUCAUCCACCAGUAAUACCUCAAGAUCUGCUGCCGAAGAAUUCUUUAAUCGUGCGGUGUUGGAAGUCCAUCGUUCCACUGGUAUAGAUGAUGUGGGCCCCAUCAAAUGGUCCAUCGCCCUGUGCCUUCUUGCUGUCUUUAUCAUUGUCUACUUCUCGCUAUGGAAAGGCAUCAAAAGUUCAGGAAAGGCUGUAUGGGUGACCGCCACUAUGCCAUACAUUGUACUAUUUGUACUCCUGAUCCGAGGGGUGACACUCCCUGGCUCCCUCUCAGGCAUCAUCUACUACUUGAAACCAAACUGGUCGAUGUUAUUAGAGGUUUCAGUAUGGAACGAUGCAGCAGCCCAAAUCUUCUUCUCUUUAGGACCUGGGUUUGGUGUGUUACUAGCACUGUCAAGUUAUAACAAAUUCCACAAUAACUGUUAUAAAGAUGCUCUGAUAACAAGUUCAAUAAACUGCGGCACGAGCUUCCUAUCAGGGUUUGUUGUCUUCUCAGUGCUGGGCUAUAUGUCUUAUUCCCAAGGCAAGGAGAUACAGCACGUUGCGGAGGAGGGUCCCGGUCUCGUUUUUGUCGCCUAUCCAGAAGCGAUUGCAACGUUGCAUCUGUCAACGUUAUGGGCUAUCAUCUUCUUCUUCAUGUUGAUAACACUUGGUCUCGACAGUACGUUUGGUGGUCUAGAGGCAAUGAUAACGGGUAUCUGCGAUGAGUGGCCCAAUGCAAUCGGAAAGCGACGAGAGAUAUUCGUUGGGGUGAUAUGUGUGUACUGUUUCCUUGGAGGCUUGUGUACCACUACAUACGGUGGAUCGUACGUCCUAAACUUACUGGAUCAACACGCGGCGCCCAUCUCCAUAUUAUUCAUUGUGUUUGUAGAAGCAAUAGCAGUGAACUGGUUCUACGGUGUGAAUCGGUUCUCAGACGACAUUGAGCAAAUGCUUGGCUUCAGACCAGGCAUCUUCUGGAGGGUCUGUUGGGCUGGAAUCAGCCCCAUCUUUCUUUUGACCAUUUUUGUGUUAAAAAUCUACCACUAUUCUGGCGUACAAGGGAUUGCUGGCUACGAUUAUCCUGAAUGGGCGACUGGAGUUGGCUGGAUUAUCACAUGCUCUUCUCUAUGCUGCGUACCGCUUUAUGUUGUUUACAAAUUCAUCCGAACGCCAGGGAAUUUGGUGGAGCGAAUCCAAGGAAUGAUCAGACCUGAAGAUAAGCCCAAACACGAGGAGGAACUUAUGGUUCCCAUGCAACCAGUCUACUUAUAGAAAAAGACAGAUGGUUUGUAAGUAACCAAUCUUUUACUGGAGGAUCAAGUAGAUCCAGUCAUGGAGGAAAUAGAUGACGUUUUGCAUUGUUUGGUUCCCUUCACCAAGUUUACUAUGAAAUGUGCAGACGUCACAGUGUUUGGUUCCUUUAGCAACAUUCCACAAAAAGUGGAUGACAUUGUGCUUGGUUACCAGACAACCAGUACACCAAGGACUCAAACUCAGUUUGGUUUCUAUGUCAGGUAUUGUGCUGAUUUUGAAAUAACGAUAUUUGGAGAUCACAGAGAAACGCACAGUUUGUCUGCUGUCCUUCGAUUCCAUCUGUACGCCAUACUGUGAGCCCUUUCCGUCGCGAGUUGUAGAGCUGGACAGAAAGGUGAUCGUUUCUUUCACCAUACUUGAGUGAGUGAAGUACUGGUUUAUGCAGGUGAAUGAAGUAAAGGAGAAGUACGUGCUGCAACUUGGCGAUGUCGAAAACACUAUUAUCAACCGAACGGAACUCCAUGACAGAACGGAGGGAACAACCGAGACUAAUUACGAGUACAUUUUUCUGCACUCAUCAGUUUUUAUCAAUGACGUAUUCGUAGGUCUAGGAUAAGUGUUUUGAUGUGACCCCUUGACUUUAGGGUGUCAAUCAUGGACAAUAUAAAGUCCGUUCUGGGUGUUGUCACUACAUGUAUUUGUAUUGGUGAUACAUUUUCUGAAGUUCAUGUGCACAUAGGUUCAAUUUGAAAAAUUUCAAAUAUGUCAUUACUGACAGUGUUGGAUAUUUAAAGUCAAACAUAUUAUGAGUUCUGGAGGUAAAUACAUAAGCUUACUUUCCAUUAGGCUUUAGAUGAUCUUUUGAAUAUAUACAUUUAAUAUAUAUAUAAUUGUAAUAGAAACGCAAAGAGAUCGAACUAAACAUUUUUGGAAUGGAACAUUGAAGUUGUAAAGGCUUGGCUUAUAUUUCUAACUUAAUUCUCUUUUGAAUUGAUAGUAAAUUGUCUUUUGAAUUAUUGUCUGAGACCCGGUAUUUCAAAAGAACUUGGCGUUAACCAUUCAUAAGAAUUAGGCAAAAUCUACCAACCUUCUGAGCAUUCUUGUUCCUUCGUACAUUUAACUUGGAUGAAGAUCGCGCCCCUAUCGCUGAGGUCACGUAAAGUAUUUUCCAAUUUCGGUCGGUAUUUUUUUCUAAGAUCUACAGCUCUUUACUGAACAUGCUGAAGAAGAUAACGUCAAGCUUGAUUUGACGCCAAGCUAUUCAAUCCGGCCCUGAGCGGUCUCCUACUGAGUAGUCAAGGUGAAUAUAAAAGUGGUAAGCUUCUUGUUAUUGCAAAGUACUAUAUGUCGGUUUGACAUUUAUUCAUUCUCAAUUUCUGUUAAUCGUAAUGAUGUUGAAGUAGCGAUGUAUAUGGUAUUUGCUAGUGGUCCCAAAACCACUUUAUCGAUUCACCACUCUUUAUUAAACAUAUCAUGGCACCUUUGUGUAUCUAGUGAAUCAACGUCUAAUCUCCAUACGCACUCGAGAAUAUUAUUAGGAAAUGAUUACGAAAUCAAUUGCAGGUUACCUAAAAUUUAAAAAACACUUUUGAUUUUACAAAUCCAAAACUAUUAAUUUGUAAUUGUAGGGCCGUCAAUUUCCGUAAUCGCAACUGAACAAAAUGCAAUAACUUUUGCUAUUAUAAGUUGUUCAGUCGUCUGCUAAUAUUCUCGGUGUUGUUUCGCUUAUAACGAACAAAAUGGUAUCAAUGAACGUCCUUUAUAAUUCGUAUCAAUAUAAAUGUGCAUAAAACUAAUUCACUAGAUUAUUAUUAAAGGCGUUGUCAUCUAUUGAAUUAGGUAUGUAGUUAGGACUUUUUAUAAUUGCUCGUGGGAAAAACAAUGAAUGAAUUCGAACAGUCUAUACUUAACUGUUGAUAUACUCUUUGUAAUGAAGGCAUUUAUAAAUGUUAAAGUACUCUUCGAUGGACAUCAUGCAUGUAUGACAAAUAUAAUCUUCACUUCGCCGUGUACAUACAUGACAUAUCAUUUCUAAGAGAUUCCAAUAGCCCGAGCAGUAGAAAGGUGUUCUCAGACACAUAGCUGCUCGAAAUGUUACCAAAUCUAAGUACACGAUCAUUGACUCUAAUCAUGAAUUGUCACCUGUACCAUCAAGAGCAGAUAUACCCCAUAGGGAAAAUCUGUGCUGUGGUCCUAAAUGGACGUAAUGAGUUAGAUUUUUAUGAAUGAAUCUAAAAAUACUCAGGCCGGCAUGUGUGCUAAAACACGAGUUUAUCUAUCGACAUUUUAAAAAAUCAAAAGUUAGCGAUUGGAAAUGUUAAGUGCAACUUGGAUUUUUAAUUUUUAUAAUCAGCUGCGAGGAUGUAGACUGAAAUUAUAACCUGCCUUUUAUCAAAUUACCAGUUAUCACAGUUGCAGUAAAAAUUACAAGUUCGAUUUUUUCUUUCUUGUUAACUCAUGCAGCAUAUCUCAUGCUUAUAGCGUUUUAGCUCUUGUUAUCUCCUUAGUAUCGCCUUGUAAAUACUCAAUGAGGAAUAUAUUCCGUUGAAUGUCAAAAUAGUUGAAAUUGUCUGUUUCUGUUUGCAUUACAUUAAGGAUUUUAAGAGACCGGGAUCAUCUCGCAGGGUAGUAAUGGUUUAUGUGCAUGACACUGGUCAUUUAAAUGAAUUUAGAGUGACUCGGUGACAAGCAGUCUGCCAUUAAUGCUGGCGAUUGGGUGCCUUAUGUGAGAGGUCCAAGAUCUUACAUAUAGAUACAGAAGAAAACACGUUAUUCCCAACACGGAGUUGUAAAAUCGAGUCCAAAGCUGUUAUUUUUACACAAAUGGAAUUUCGUGUUUCGUGCUAGCAGUGAAUUUAAAACUGGCAAAAUGCUUGAAAGGCCUCAGAUGAAAGUGCCGUCAACGUGCAUGAUACUUAAGUUUGUUCUAUUCAACAAAUCGGUGAUAAAAAUGAAGUACUGUAUUCAUGGUGAUAUAUUAUUGUUUGUACAUGGAUGUACGUAACCCGCAGUGUUGUUGAGGUCAUGAAUAUUAUAAGCUAUGUUUAUAUUCUUGAGUGUUCAAGUAAUGCUGUCUGUUGUAACUCCGUCAAGGCAUACAGUGAUAUUUUAGAGAAAACGUUGAUUUAGUAGCGCGCACAGUGCUUUUCGAGAGUAGAUAUCCCUUCAGCCAAGAAUUGGCAAUUUUAACCAAGAUUUUACCGUGAAUUUAAAGAAUUUACCGUGAAUAGCCUUAUAACCCCGUGAUAGAUUCUGCACGAAGAGGUAACAUUUUGAUUAGGAUGACUCUAUAUCCGCAUCUACACACUCGAAUAAAAGCAAUUGAAAAACAGUAGCAAGAACGUGCAAAUUUCAAAAGCUGGACGCGGAUAGCUAGCUCUUUUUAAAUAUCACUUCCAUAUCACCUUAUCUUCUUCUGAACAAAUGUAAACUAUAUAUUAGCUUAGAUGAGACCUUCAAGCUUUCACAGCCUCCUACUCAUCUGCAGGCUAGGCCGUACUAAUCGCAUCGCAAGCAAAAUUUCAGGAUAUGUGCCACCAGGAGUGAGUGUGACUGAGGUGAGGUGAACGUGCUGUGUGCAGUUGGAGUAUUGGAAACGGAUUACCGUCUGUGAGUCUGUACAACCUAAAUUGAAGACAUCAGAAUAGUCUAGUAUGUCAGGCCACGUUAUAAGAGAGGGUAUGAAAUAGUACCAAAACAAAUCUGAUGUUCUGUUUCUGCCGCUUGGUCACGAGUCCAGACGGUCCAAGGCACUUUGAUUUCAGGGUCAGUCAUUGAGCAAACCGAAAAUAAUUUGUUUCAAAACCAGAAUCCUAAAAAUGGCAUCAAUUCUUUCUGCUGGGAAUUGAAAUAUUUUUCUGAUAUCUUCGAUUUAGAGUUGAUGGUUGUUUCGCGUGCUUGACGGUAACUGGCUUUGCAUUAGUGGAGACAUCACCGAAUCGAGACAAGAGUGUCGCACUGUGGUGCUUUGUACUGCUGUUGAAUUUGGUAAAAAGUGUUGGAACUGCUGUUGAAUUUGGUAAAACGUGUUGGAACUGCUGUUGAAUUUGGUCAAAAUGUUGGAACUGCUGUUGAACUUGGUAAAACGUGUUGAAACUAUGUUCGUGCGUGACGGAUCUUGUUAUGAUGUGGGCUUGUGAAAACAAAGAGUGCGUGUCGUCGAUGUGUGAAAGCUUUCCGUGCCUAUAUGCUGCCUUUGUACUAACGUCAAACGAACAAAUCUGGUUGGGCUGUAGGCCGAGAAAAGCUGCAUUAAACAUCCAAGAACAUUGUUUCACUAUGAACAACCUGAUGCGGGCAGAGUCAGAGGGCUGUUCUGAGACCCCAGCUGAAGCAUCUUUUGGAGAGCGUGUGUAACUGUAGCAUAUGGUAUAGAGAAUGCUGUAGGUGUGUUACUAAGAGAUGGUAGGUUCUAAGCCUUGGAACGUUCCAAAACCAUGAAACCACCCAAAAUAUAACGUUUCAUACUAAGAACAAAACGCCAAUUCCCGGUAAGACGUCGGGAAUCAUCCUUGUAUCCAAUCCUUUGAAUGAUAAAGACGAGUUAGGAGGUUGUGUUGAAAGCUCUAGGAACUUUAGUUAAGCCCAUGCACCAGCUCCGAAGUGGUAUAUCGUUGUAGUGUAAGUAUUGUAUUGUAUGUUUACUGUGCAGAACUGUAUGAUAGUACUAGAUUCUAUGCACCCUUCUUGUGUAGAUAUCAUUACCGGUAUAUAUUUGUAAAUUUAUACAAUUGUAAGUUAGUGUACAUGACCACUUUAUCUAUACAAUAUGAGUCAUUAUUUUAAAUGUAAAUAAGUGUCUAUGAUUGUUGAAAUAUCCAUAUGUAUAAUAAAUGUACCAUAAUCGCUGU
Lineus longissimus is the source of this 7617-nucleotide messenger RNA. Its product is annotated as sodium-dependent serotonin transporter-like. The record is from RefSeq and is a predicted model, not a curated record. The coding region runs from base 518 to 2785 and encodes 755 amino acids. Gene Ontology annotation, cellular component: plasma membrane; neuron projection. Lineage: Eukaryota; Metazoa; Nemertea; Pilidiophora; Heteronemertea; Lineidae. Gene Ontology annotation, biological process: sodium ion transmembrane transport; serotonin uptake. Gene Ontology annotation, molecular function: serotonin:sodium:chloride symporter activity; serotonin binding. The transcript is spliced from 14 exons.